AUGGUGGCGGACACGCACUUGGAUGGCAUGCACUCGCGACGCAUCGAGGCAGGCGGCAUUGCAUUGAAUGUCCGUGAAGCCGGGAGCGGGCCGCUGAUGCUCUUCUUCCACGGCAUCACGGCCAAUUCGGCCGUCUUCGCGCCGCUGAUGGCCCGGCUUUCCAAUCGAUUCACGACCAUCGCCGUCGACCAGAGAGGGCACGGCCGCAGUGACAAGCCGGAUAGCGGUUACGACGCCGAUUCCUAUUCCCGGGACAUCGCCGGCUUGAUCCGCGCUUUCGAUCGGGGGCCGGCAAUUCUGGUGGGGCAUUCCCUCGGAUCGCGCAAUGCGGUGACCGCCGCGGCACGAUAUCCGGACCUGGUGCGCUCGGUCGUGGCGAUCGACUUCACGCCAUACAUCGAGGCUGAAGCGCUCGAUGCGCUGGAGGCGCGUGUGAAUGCCGGGAGCCGGGUCUUCGAGAAUCUGGACGCCGUGGAGGCCUAUUUGCAGGCCCGCUAUCCGAACCUGCCCGCGGCCGCCGUGAAGAUCAGGGCCGAAAGCGGAUUUCACCCGGUCGACGCGGGUCUGGUGCCGCUGGCAUCGCCCGUCGCCAUGGCUCAGACCGUCACGGGACUUCGCUCGGACCUGACCCAGGCCUAUCGCGACGUGAACCGUCCGGUUCUGAUCGUUCGCGGCGGGCGCAGCAAGCUGGUUUCGGCUGCUGCGCUGGCCAAGACAAGCCAGCUGCGCCCGGACCUUCCCGUGGUCGUCGUUCCCGACGCCGAUCAUUACGUCAACGAGGUGUCUCCCGACAUCACGUUGAAAGCCAUCACAAAUUUCAUCGAUGCCUGA
This is a messenger RNA of Effrenium voratum, 831 nucleotides long. Lineage: Eukaryota; Dinophyceae; Suessiales; Symbiodiniaceae. The record is from the annotation of a GenBank genome assembly.